AUGAAAUUAAUCAGAAUUUGGUUUGCCCUUACAUUAAUAGCGUGAAUACUACUUUUCGCAAUUUUCUAUUUUUCAAUAAAUCAAAGUUCAGUUUCUAAAGAAAUUGCUAUUUGAGACCUUCCAAAUUGAGGAAAUAAUAAACUCGCAAAUGUUAUUAAAUACCCAAAUUUCUCUAAAUUGAAAGAAGAAAUUCUGGCUCAUUUCGUUUUAUACCUUAAUAAUUUUUUAAAUUUUAUAUCGCAAUUUUUAUAUAUAGAGUAUACUUUACACAAGGCGCUGUUUUGAAUUUAAGCAAAGCAUAAUAUUUUUUUUAAUGGAAAAUUCCCAGCAAAAAAAAUUUACACAAAAGACUUUUUUUAGGAAUUAAUUAAUUCUAACAGAAAUCUCAUCAGAUUUAAACUAUUAUGAUGAUGAAGACACAAUUUUCCCCUUAAAUAUUGCCUGCAAACCUGAUAGCUUUGGCUAUACUUUUUCUGAAGCAGAGAGAUGAUUUCCCUCAAAAACCUAUCCAAGGUGCGAAAGCCUAUAUCAUUCAGAGCCUGGUAUGAUUAAUAUUGAUUUUGCAGAAAAUAAACUCUAUAUGAAUUGCUCAGGAUGAUACGUCUUAGGCCCAGCUUUUGAAGAAAUAGGCUCCAUGCCUUUUCUUAAGCCCCUUUUACCCUAUGAAAAUCCUGUAGCUCUAACUAGCCAAGAAUACGCUUUCGGAACUUGUGAUAAAUCAAAAUCAGACAAUUUUGAACACUUUGUCUAUAAAUUACGGCCAAAAGACCUAGCACUAAAAAGGGCUGAAAACUACUUUAAAGGAGAAAAGCCUUUAAAUAUUGUAAUGCUGGUAGUUGAUUCAUUAAGCAGAAGACAAUUUUUCAGAAAACUCCCUAUUUCACUGAAUUUUUUAAAAAAUUUGUCAUCAAAUUACUCUUUUUUUGACUUUAAACUUAACAAUGUUAUGGGAAGAAAUUCUCAUUUUUUUAUUAUGCCUGCUUUAUUUGGAGAUAUUAAAUACGAAGCUAUAUACAGACCUUAUAGAGAAGAUUAUCAUACAGAGAAUUCAAUAUGGAAAAAAUUGCAUGAGAAAGGCUUUGUUUCAUUUUUUGGAUCUGAUGGCUGCGUUGACAGUUUUUCUGCAUUUUUAGGCAGAGCACCUAAAAUUGACCAUAUAAUGGGCAGUGUUUUUUGUGCUGCAAAAAGAUUUUAUGGGUACGAUCAAGACUUGAAAUCUCAAAGAUGCAUUGGAAAUAAAAAUGCCCAUAAAAUAAUAAUGGACCAAAUUUUGCAGUUUUCUGAGGCUUAUAAAAAUGUUUCAAGGUUUUCUUAUGCGCAUAUUAAUACCAAUCAUGAGUCUACAGGCACGGUAAUUUCCACCCUUGAUUUAGAUUUAGCUGAUUUUUUAACCGACAUUACAAGCAGAAAUGAAGAUUUAGUGCUUUUUAUCAAAGGAGACCAUGGGCUAAGAGAAGGAGGGUGGUUCCAAACAACAGCUGGAGCUAACGAGCAUAGAAUUCCUUUAACUUUCCUUAUAGCCUCUAAUUCAUUUCUUGAAAAAAUUCCAAACAGCCUCCAAAUCUUAUCCCACAACACAAAACGGCUUAUCAGCAAUUUUGAUUUUUAUAACACUCUUCUCAGUCUUGGGCACCCAAACCAAACAAUUUUUAUUGAUAAUUCAAAAAAUACAUCUAGAAGAUACAGAUCUUACAAUUUAUUUAAAGACUGUAUAUCAGCCAAUCGAACUUGUGCAGAUAUCGGAAUUCCAUUAGAAUGGUGUUCUUGUUUACCAGUUAAAAAUAUAGAUGAGAAGCAUUUAAAUGAUCCAUUAAUUUUAAUGAUUGCCAAUGAAGUUUUACUGAAAAUUAAUAUGAUUAAUAAAUGCAAUAGACCAACAGAUGCUUGUGGAUGCAAAUAUUUAAGUCUUGGUAGUAUAGUCAAAGGAGGGAUUGUGGAUAAAAAUAAUGAUGUGUAUUUUAAAAUCACGUUUACGACUAAUGAAAGCAAAUAUGCAGUGUUUAGGACAGAUGUGAGAUUAUCAAAAAUAGCGAUUAAUGCGGAAGGAAAUGAUAUAUUCAAGUCAAUUCCAAUCAAAAUUAAAGACAUGAAAUAUAUGAAAAUUAUGAACGUCAACAGAAUUGACGCUUAUGAAAGCAAAUGUGUCAUUGAAAACAAACUUAAUAAAAAAGACCAAAUGUAUUGCUUAUGCAAUAAAGCUUAA
This is a messenger RNA of Blepharisma stoltei, 2203 nucleotides long. The record is from the annotation of a GenBank genome assembly. NCBI's taxonomy places the organism in Eukaryota, Ciliophora, Heterotrichea, Heterotrichida, Blepharismidae.